Messenger RNA from Cicer arietinum (chickpea), 1682 nucleotides. RefSeq names its product F-box/kelch-repeat protein At3g23880-like. Lineage: Eukaryota; Viridiplantae; Streptophyta; Magnoliopsida; Fabales; Fabaceae. Gene Ontology annotation, molecular function: protein binding. The record is from RefSeq and is a predicted model, not a curated record.
AAGUCUAAAAUUCACGAGUAAAUAUGUAAUAUUAUAAUUUCAUAGGACAAUUUAGUGAUUUAGUAUUUCUUUAAUCAGAAAACUCCGACCCCUUCACAUCUUCCUAUUUCCGACCAUACGUUAGCUGCUCAUUACUGCUGCAUCCUGCAUGUAUCUGCGAUUCAAUGGGUGACGACAACAUUGAAGAUCAUAGUUACCGGUCGACGUCGCUUCGCCGCUACCAUCCUAACAACGCCGUUUUCAUUCAACCGGAACUCCAAGCCACCACCAAGAGGCACAAACUUGAUUCUUCCAUCAGAGACGAUUUGUCUUCCCGGCGUCCAUCCCCAAUCCUUCCCAACGACCUAAUUGUCGAGAUCCUCCUCAAGCUUCCUGUGAAAUCCAUCCUGCAAUUAAGGUGCGUAUGUAAAUCAUGGAAAACCCUAAUUUCCGAUCCCCAAUUCGUAAACAACCACCUUCGAAUCUCAACCGCAGAUCCAACCUUGACCCACCAAUACUUGGUCUCUUCUAUCAUCACCCAACACUGCAAAAUCGUAUCUUGCCCUGUUAAACCACUGUUCGAAAACCCGUCGACUCCCGUUAAACCCGUUAGUGUCAAAAUGAGUCGUAAAUACCAUAUUCUAGGUUCAUGCAAUGGGUUGCUUUGUUUGUAUGAUAUGUAUUUAGGUUGUGUUAGAUUGUGGAACCCUUCAACCAGAUUGAGAUCCAAAAGAUCUCCAACUGUUGUUGGAACUAAUGCAAUUUUCAAAUAUCAUGGCUUUGGUUAUGAUCAUGUUAAUGACAAGUAUAAGAUGCUAGCAGUUGUUGUGGAUGAUUUAAAUGUAAAUGUAGAUUUAAAUGAAUCUGUGACUAAACUUUAUACCUUUGGUGACAAAUUUUGGACAACAAUUAAGAAUUUCCCCUGUAAUCCCACUAGUUGGUUUGGGAAAUUUGUGAAUGGCACAUUGAAUUGGUUUGCUAAGGAAGGUGUUAGUUAUAAUCAAUGGGUCAUUCUUUCAUUCGAUCUGGUUAAGGAGACUUAUGGGAAAUUGUUGCUACCUAAACAAGAUGAGGGUGGCAACAUUUGCAAUUCUGUUCUUGAUGUCUUGAGUAAUUGCCUUUGUGUUUGUUUUGACACUAACAAAACUCAUUGGGUUCUGUGGUUGAUGAAAGACUAUGGUGAUGCUGAGUCGUGGACUAAAUUGUUGAUCAUCCCUCAUGCGAAGAUCUGGAAUUGUAGGUGGGUGCCUUUGUUUAAACCCUUGUGCAUUUCGAAUAAUGGUGUUGUUCUGGUGAAACCUUUGUACAAUUUAGUUCUGUUUGAUGCAAAUAAUGGUAGGUUGCGUUAUCGUCAAGUUUGUAGCAAACUUGGGUUGGAUAUACAUGUUUAUCAUGAGAGUUUGGUAUCGCCACUAUUAUGGUAAAUCACAUUUGUGGAGUCUUCCAUAUUUUGCUUACAUGACUUCUGAUCAUAGUUGGUCUCUGUCUUUUCCUUCCGAACUUUUGGGAUCAACUCUAGUAACAUAGAAUAUAUUGUAUGAGUUGUUUCGGUGAAGCCUCACCCUUGCCAUCUCAUGUAUUGUUAUUUAUCAGGAUUAUUGAUAGUUCAAUUGAAGUCACUGAGUUGUAUGAAUUCAACUAAUGUUUGUAGUGAUCUUCUUUCUAUUCUAGUGAGAAAGUAUGUGUAUUUUUUUGUUGUAAAA